CACGAGGACAUGCCACCGACGAACGCACCCUCGCGAGAGAACAGCAUCGAAUAGGAUGUCUCAGUGUCUGCAGACGGAGUCAGUGAAGAAAAGCAAAGUGGGUCAUUCUCCAUCGGUGACGUAGAAUUUUCACCGAAGCAUUAAUAAUCCCUGUCCGAUUUUCUCCAACUUUUCUCCAACUCCAACGCUUUUUCCCCAUGGCAAAACCCCGAUGAUUUCAUCUAUUUAACUUCUGGAUUCUGAGAUCUGACUUUUGGCGUCGCGAUUUGAGUUGACAUUCCGGAGAUUUUUUCCUCUCUUUUUUUUUUCACACCACGUACGGAUUUUAGAGAUCAUCGCGAGCAUAUAUACCACGCAAUGGCUACGAUUCAGCAAUGGAGUUCCCCUCUGAAGGGAUUGGAUUCGUUGAAGCUGUCGGAGGUGCCGGCAUCCACGCCGGGAAAGGGUGAGGUGUUGAUUGAGGUGCGCGCGGUUUCCUUGAACUAUCGCGAUGUUGAAGUCUGCAACGGCGAAUACACCCACCACAAAUCCGUCGGCCAACAAGAAACCGUCCCCUGCUCCGACAUGUGCGGUGUGAUCACCAAGGUCGGCGACGAGGUCAGCAACUGGAAGGUCGGCGACCGCGUCCUCUCCACCUUCCUCCCCGACCACCAGACCGGCCAGGUCACGGAGAAAGAACUCGCGCGCGGAACGGGUCUGCCCAUGCCUGGUUUCUUGGCCACCCAGCGCGUAUUCCCUGCGUACGGACUCGUUCGUGCGCCGAGCUACAUGAGCGACGAGGAGGCCAGCACGCUGCCCAUUGCCAGCGUGACGGCGUGGAUGUCCAUCAACGGCAUGAGGUCGAUGGGACAGAGCGGCGGUAAGGACGAGUAUGUCGUUCUUCAGGGCACCGGAGGUGUCGCGAUUGCCGGAUUGCAGAUUGCGAAGGCUGCGGGAGCGAAGGUCAUCAUCACAUCCUCCUCUGACGCGAAGCUCGAGCAAGCGAAGGCCCUCGGUGCCGACUUCACCAUCAACUACCGCACGCAACCGAACUGGGAAGAGGAAGUGAUGCGCGUGACGAACGGCCACGGUGCUGAUAUUAUUCUCGAGACCGGUGGCGCGCAGACCCUCAAGAAAAGCUUCGACUCUAUCGCCUUCGGUGGCCUCAUCAACUGCAUUGGCUAUGUUUCCGGAAAGGUCGAUGCGCCGGAGGAUCGCACGAACGUGAACCUGUUGGCGCUGCGACGAAACGUCACGAUCAAGGGUAUCAUCAAUGGGCCGAAGGACCGUUUCGAGGAGAUGGUGGGCUUCUAUGAGAAGCAUGAGAUCAAGCCGGUUGUGAACCGGGUCUUCGGGUUCAAGGAGGCAGAUCAGGCUUUCAAGUUCUUGGCGAGCGGAGGACAUUUUGGAAAGGUGGUUAUCAAGGUGGCUUAGAGAUUUCUGUAUAGCUUAUCGAAAUGGUAUAUACGAUGGCAUUUAUUCAGGAUGAAUGUUAAAGACUUUCC
Aspergillus steynii IBT 23096 is the source of this 1484-nucleotide messenger RNA. RefSeq names its product zinc-dependent alcohol dehydrogenase family protein. NCBI's taxonomy places the organism in Eukaryota, Fungi, Ascomycota, Eurotiomycetes, Eurotiales, Aspergillaceae. The transcript is spliced from 3 exons. The record is from RefSeq and is a predicted model, not a curated record. Bases 358 to 1413 code for a protein of 351 amino acids. Gene Ontology annotation, molecular function: oxidoreductase activity.